This is a messenger RNA of Centropristis striata (black sea bass), 4764 nucleotides long. RefSeq names its product chloride anion exchanger-like. The transcript is spliced from 21 exons. Gene Ontology annotation, molecular function: bicarbonate transmembrane transporter activity; chloride transmembrane transporter activity; oxalate transmembrane transporter activity. Gene Ontology annotation, cellular component: membrane. The record is from RefSeq and is a predicted model, not a curated record. Gene Ontology annotation, biological process: transmembrane transport. Lineage: Eukaryota; Metazoa; Chordata; Actinopteri; Perciformes; Serranidae. Bases 2131 to 4392 code for a protein of 753 amino acids.
UUAAAACAAAUUGAAGGUUUUUUACUGGAAAAAGAAAAGAACAGCUGAUUCCUUAGAGUGUCUUGUAGUAGUUUAAAAAUGUCUUGUUCAGCAUUCGGUUAUAUACUAAGAAAGUGUUACCAGUUAACUUUCAACACACUAUAAAAGAGUCAAUGUUUUAGGACAACACCAAUAAACAAGUUCACAGCUAUUAAGAUCGACACAGUGUGUCAUGGUAAACUUGUCAAUCACAAGGUCUUAAUGCAUAGCCUACUUUAUGAUCUUAUAUUGGACCAUAAUUUACGACAGGAAGAUCAUGCUGCAUCAAAGAAAACUUCAAACCUGCUAUUGAGACCUUUAACUUGUUAGAAAAAUGUUUUCCAAGAUAAUAAAUCAAGUGAGAAGUAGGGUCAUUUUCUCAUAGACUUCUAUACAAUGAGACUUCUUUCUGUGGCCAUUAGAAAGACUGCAGGCUUAAGGCACUUGGCACUGGGCUCACUUAAAAGACACCCAAAGCUGCAGCUGGAGGUCUAAUUGGUUGGCCAAUCACUUCUUUUGGGGGAGGGGUUUCGUAAAUGUUCAGAUAAUUUGCUUUAGAAAAGUAGAAAAACUUUGAAAGAAAAACUUAUGAUCUCUUCAUUUUGAUUGCAGAUUAAUGUGAAAUGACAUGACAGCACAUUUGAACAAUUGUGUUCUCUACCCUAUAUGUAUUGUAUAUAUUUAGCUAAAUUCUUGUUCAAGUUCAAGUUUGUCCACAACGCAACAUACAUACACAUGGUCACACAGCCAUGAACACAUUCCUUCACACUUGUUUUUCAUCAAUGGAAAUAAAUGCAUAGCAAGUGGAAAGUGCCUGACCUUGGUGUAAUCAACAGCACAUCAUUGUUCCAGCAUUUAUCAGAUAUCAAUCAUUGCGCUGUCUUUUAUCACUGAGCGUGGUGUGACCAAAGGCUGGCCGAAACCAACUGAUCACAGCCACACAAUCACACCACACUGGUUUAUUACAGCUAUUUGAAAGGACACAUCCAUAAUCAGAAAUUAUAAUAUCAACACACACACACACACACACACACACACACACAUUAAAAACACUAACUAUAAUGUGUCAAGUAAGGAAAAACUGGAAUACAGUAUGUCCAUUAAUUAAUAUCCAAUCGUCAAAAGCAGAGAUUGGAUUUUCAUAAAAAGAUGUAUCCAUCCAAGUAUAUGCACAUACACACACCACACAUGUACAUGCACAACACACACACACACACACACAUACACAGAGACAUUUCCCAUGAACCUGGCCUGAACCGCACUCGAUCCUGCACAAACAACGAGGGCAGGCAUUACUUCCACUUAAUUCCGAGCAGACGCUUUGAUAAGACUGCAGUGAAACCUGUGGCAAACCUCCCACCACCACCACCACCACCACCACCCCUCACCUCACACACACAGGCCCAGAACUUCUGCUCUUUCUUAUCAGUUUGUUUGUGGUUGCCUUAGAUUUGAAGGAAGACUUUCUCUCCUUUGCAGAAGGAAAAACAUUAAAGCUCAGUCCACUUUUAAGAUGACUCAUAAAUUUUGACCUGUACUGUUUAACUUUCAUACCAGGAAUGUGAUUAUCAGAGUACUAGUGUGUGUUAUCACAUUAUUUUGGAAUACGACUAUUUUCUCAACAACCCUGACUCCUGCAGACUAUUUUUACCCUUGCAGCGCAUGCAGAGUGCUGCAGCCGACCAUGGCGUUGUUUCCCAUCCUGAAAAGCUACUUGAUUUCCACUUCAUAACAAUGACCUGCCCUGUCCUGUCCUGUCUGUCCUGUCCACAUCCUCCCUAUCCUGCCCAUCGGCACAAUAUCUUCCAAAUGCUCUUCGGGGGCGGAAAGUCUCAGCUGAAAGUUGCAGGUUACAGAUAUCAGUAAGAACAAUGGUCAAGGAUAAGGAGGGCGUCCAGCCUGUUGUGCGCAACGGGGACUUCAUCAUAAUUGCUGUUAAUAAUUACAGUCGUGAUAAGCGGCAGAGGUGGCAUUUAUUGAUGGCAAAGCCGUCUUAGGUCCCAGUUGAUCUCCGGGAGCAGGAGGAGGAAGAGUGGAGAGUUUGAGACAGAUAAGGACACUGUCAGAGCCACAUAGAGAGGAAGCAGCGGUCCUCCAGGCAGCAGAGGCGACAUGAUGCGACCGGGAGCGAAGCAGUAUGUGGUGGCCAGGCCGCUAUACUCGGAGGAGUCCUUCGAAGAGGACCAUGAGAAGGUCUACAGGCACCACAAGACCAUGCUGGACCACGUGAAGCAGUACUUCACAUGUGACGCCAAGCGAGCCAAGAACGCAGCUCUCUCUCUCCUGCCGGUCAUCGGCUGGAUGAAAAUCUACAGAAUCAAAGAGUGGCUGAUCAGUGACAUCGUGUCGGGGGUCAGCACUGGACUGGUAGCUGUCCUGCAAGGUCUGGCUUACUGUCUGCUGGCCUCUUUGCCACCAUGGUACGGACUCUUUUCCGCCUUUUUCCCUGUUGUCAUUUACUUUUUCCUUGGCACCUCCAGGCACAUCUCAGUGGGUCCGUUCCCAGUCUUAUGUCUGAUGAUUGGCUCGGUGGUCACCAGGUUGGUCCCAGAUGAGGGUCCACCCGCCAACAUCACAGGGUUUGAAGGUCUGACCAGAGAUGAACAGAGAGUGUUGGUGGCUUCUUCCGUGAGCUUCCUUGCUGGUAUCAUGCAGCUGGCAAUGGGUGUUAUGCAGGUGGGCUUUGUUGUCAUGUACCUGUCCGACACUCUGGUGUCCGGCUUCACCACAGCAGCUGCUGUCCACAUCCUGGUGUCCCAGCUCAAAUUUGUGUUAGGGUUGACCGUCCCAGGCAUCAGUGGUCCACUCGCUAUCAUAUACACUCUGGAGAUAAUCUUCAAUAAGAUCACCUCCACCAAUGUGUGUGAUGUGGUGAUCUCCAUAGUGAUAAUGGUAGUGGUGUUCAUUGUGAAGGAGCUGAAUGACAGAUUUAAAUCCAAGCUGCCGGUGCCCAUCCCUAUAGAGGUUAUCAUGACGGUUAUUGCUUGUGGAGUUUCAUACGCGUUUGACUUCAAGACAAAAUAUGGCAUUGAUGUUGUUGGCCAUAUUCCAAAAGGGUACGAACCUCCAAUGGCCCCAAACCUGCACCUCUUCCAGGAGACAGCAGUGGAAGCAUUUCCCAUCGCCAUAGUGGGUUUCGCUGUUGCCUUUUCCGUGGCAAAAGUCUAUUCCAUAAAACACGAUUACACAAUAGAUGGCAACCAGGAGCUGAUAGCAUUUGGAGUCAGCAACAUCUUUGGAGCCUCCUUCAAGUCUUUUGCUGCGAGUACGGCUCUUUCCAGGAGUGCAGUGCAGGAGAGUACGGGUGGCAAAACUCAGGUAGCAGGUUUACUGUCAGCUAUCAUAGUGAUGAUAGUCACAUUGGCCAUUGGAUUCCUACUGGAGCCACUCCCUAAGUCUGUGCUGGGUGCUGUGGUCAUUGUCAACCUGAAGGGCAUGCUGAUGCAGGUCAGAGACAUUCCGUACCUGUGGAGGAGGGACAAACCAGACUGUGUGGUGUGGUUAGUUACCUUUAUUGCAGCCAUCUUGCUGGGGCUGGAUCUUGGAUUGGGUGUCGGCCUCGGUAUAGAGCUGAUCAGUGUUGUCCUCAGGGCUCAGUUCCCUCGCUGCAGUGUGCUGGCCAACAUCAAAGGAACUGAUAUCUACAAAGACAGAAAGGACUAUAUUGAUUUAUAUGAACCAGAGGGAGUGAAGAUCUUCAGGAUACCUUCUCCAAUCUUCUUUGCCAACAUCGACUUCUUCAAGAGCAAACUGGUGGAAGCUGUUGGAUUUAACCCACUGAGAGUGUUGAGGAAGAGAAAUAAAGCUCUGAGGAUGAUCCGAAAGCUUCUAAAGAAGGGAGACCUUCAAUGGACAUCAAAAGGCUUCUUAAAUACCUCAUGCGGACCCAUCAAGGAAUCAGACGAUGAGAGCAACAUGGAGGAGCUGGAUCAGCCCACUGACUUUAAGGAUCUCCCUGCCCGGAUCAACUGGAACGCCCAGCUUCCUGCCAAUAUCAUCGUUCCCAGAGUGGAGGUCCACAGUCUGGUCCUGGACUUUGCUGCUGUCUCCUUCCUGGACAUCUCUGCUCUGAAGGGACUCAAAACAGCAGUCAAAGAGCUGAUCCGGGUUGAAGUUGAGGUCUACAUUGUGGCUUGUGACACUUACAUCCUGAAGAAGCUGCAUGACUGUUGCUUCUUUGACGAUGAAGUUCAGCCGUCGAUGUUCUUCCUGACGCUGCAUGACGCCAUGCUGCACAUCCUGGAGAAACAUCCAGAAUCUACAGAAAAGAAAUCUGACUUUGACAAGAUCAUAACAACAGUCACGGUUCAUCACGCUGGAGACAAUUUGAGGAGCAGAGAUAGAAAGCCUUCAGAUCCAGAAACCAGGUUCUAACAUCUUAAUGAGAAGAUGAUGGGAGAAAACACCAAAAAUACCAAAGACAAAAAGAAUAAAUGUUUUACAAAUCAUGCUGUACAAUAAACUGAUGUAGUGAAUAACAAGAAUCAGACAAGUUUACAUCUACAGUAUAUACUGUAAUGUAAGAAAACUAAUUUCAUUGUAUUGAUGUUUUUUUUUACUGUAUAUAGUGAAUUUGUAGACAUUUUAGGUAAAAUAUUUUACAUGUUGUACAUAUAUAUUUUUAUGAUAAUGAGAAUAAAUGAACCCUGUCCUCAAAAUGAUGUGCUCUGCUUGGGACCAAAGCAAUGUGAAAAAGAUUGAAUGUGUAGUGGCUGAAAUAUUGAAAUAAAUAUUGUAUCACUCUCA